This is a messenger RNA of Conger conger (European conger), 3365 nucleotides long. It is a transcript of the gene cc2d1a, whose product is annotated as coiled-coil and C2 domain containing 1A. NCBI's taxonomy places the organism in Eukaryota, Metazoa, Chordata, Actinopteri, Anguilliformes, Congridae. The transcript is spliced from 29 exons. Gene Ontology annotation, molecular function: RNA polymerase II cis-regulatory region sequence-specific DNA binding; DNA-binding transcription repressor activity, RNA polymerase II-specific. Gene Ontology annotation, cellular component: nucleus. Gene Ontology annotation, biological process: regulation of transcription by RNA polymerase II. The record is from RefSeq and is a predicted model, not a curated record. Bases 241 to 3240 code for a protein of 999 amino acids.
CAAACGUAAAGCACGAAAUUCCCGUUGUCAGGGGAGAGUAGGAAGCAGGAAGUAAAUUGCACGAUAUUUUUGUCGUGAAGCUUAUAGGUUAGAUAGCCCAGUGAAUGGUGUUCACACACCCAAUUCUAGUUUUUGGUGAUUCUGUGCCUUUAAUUAUCACAGGGAAGAAUCACUGUGCGACAGGCAACCCUGAGAAACUUAUGAUUCAGUUCUGACCCGUUUCUGUUUGCUGGUGUCGCCAUGAGCCGCAGUCGAAACGCCCAGCCCCGGGGCCAGGGGGCUGCCAAGGCCAGGCAGAUGGGGCUGCUGCUGGAUCUGGACGGGGGGGCGGACCUCGGGGGCGAUGAUGGUGACCUGGAGGCGGAGCUUCUGUCCCUGAUGGGCGACGGUGGGCAGCCGGGGGGGAAAAAAAAGGGAGGCAGAGCGCCGGUGCCGAUGGAGGACAUCGAGCGCAUGGCCGCCCUCUGCAUGAAGGACCUGGAUGAGGAAGGAGACGAUGAGGACGACGCGGACUUGGAGGGCGACGCGGACCUCUUGGCGGAGCUGAACGACGUUUUGGAGGACGACGCGGAAGAGGAGAAGCCCGCGCAGAAGACGGCCCCCCCGUCCGCCGCCCCGUCCGCCGGUGGUUCGGGAGGGGUGGAGGCGUGCCUCGCGGAGCGCAUCGACAUGUACCAGGCCGCCAUCGGCAACGCCAAGGCCGCGGGGGAGUCCAGCAAAGCGCGCCGAUACGACCGCGGCCUGAAGACCCUGCAGUCCCUCCUGGCAUCCGUGAAGAAGGGGAAGCCGAUCAACGAGGAGGACAUCCCCCCUCCCGUCGCUGUGGGCGGCAAGCCCGCCCCCGAAUCUCAGCCUGAGCCAAUCAGAGAGGCGGAACGGCCGUCUCCGGAGCCUGUGCCCGCCCCUCCCGUCAGCGAGAAGCCCCUCCGGGACGCGCCGGCCCCGCCCUCCAGACCCCACCUCCUCACGCCCCCGCAGAAGAGCUCAGCCAUGACCCCAGACACGCCCCUCAUCUCCCCAAUGACCCCCGGCCAACCGGAAGCACAGCAUUCAGAGGCUAAGAGCCUGGUGCUGGGCAGGCAAAGGGAGUACAAGUUGGCCGCCAUCUCCGCCAAGCAGGGCGGGGACACGGAUCUCGCCAAGCGUCUCUACCUGAUCGCCAAGAGGUUAGACCCUGUGGUGGAGGCCCUGGACCGAGGAGAGCCGCUGGACGUCGGCACCCUUCCGCCCCCUCCUGGAGAUGCCGUGGCCCUGAGCCCAGCUCCUCCUCCUCAGCAGUCCUCCCAGCCCUCCCCUGCAGCACCCCCGGCCCCUGCAGCGCCCCCUGUGGCCGAUGCUGUUCUCUCUGCUCCCCGCAGUGUGGCUGAGGCUCUGCAGCAGCGCAUGGACCGGUACAAGGCCGCCGCAGAGGGAGCCAAGAGCAAGGGAGACGACCGCAAGGCCCGCAUGCACCAGCGCAUCGUCAAGCAAUACCAGGAUGCAAUCAGAGCCAACAAAGCUGGACGCCCUGUCAACCUGUCUGACCUCCCCGUGCCUCCCGGCUGUCCGCCGCUCCAGGGCGCUGAAAGCGGGGAGCAGAACUUCAUGGGCGUCCUGGAGAACGCCAUGAAGCUGGCCAAUCAGGACGCAGACGCGGAGGAAGAGGGGGGGUCGGAGGAGGGCGUGGCGAAGCCGUCAGCGAGACCGGCCGCCCAGCGUGCCAAGGCCCCUCCCCCCGCCGGCUCCACUGCCCCGGACACGCCCUCCGCCCAGGGUCAGGGGUCAAAGCUGGGCCCGAAAGCUCAGCAGCAGCUGGACUUCCUGCUGAGGCGCCGGCAGCAGUUCAUGCGCGCGGCGCUGCGCUCCAAGCAGAUGAGGGACAUGCCGGGCGCGGCCCUGCACCUCCGGCACGCCAAGGGCCUGGACCCCAUGAUCAGCGCCGCCAAGGGGGGGCUGCCCGUCGACAUCUCCAAGGUGCCCAGUGCUCCGGUCUCCGAGGAUGACUACUCGCUGGCUCAGUCGCGAAGCUCUCCUCUCUCCCCUCGCACCUCUGAGCAGUACGCCCAGCUCAUGGACCACCUGCGCCAGCAGCAUGAGAAGUGCCUGGGAUACUCCCAGCAGUUCACCCACAUGGGCAACGUGGCCGAGACCUCCAGGUUUGAGAAGCUGGCGGCCGAGUGCAUGAAGAGCAUCGAGAUCCUGAAAACGGCUCACGCCAAGGGCCUGGCCGUGCCGCGCUUCCACACCGAGGAGCGGACCUUCAGCGCCGUCAAAAUCUUCCCAAACCUGACGGCCAACGACCUGGUGCUGACUGUAGUAAAGGGAAUAAACCUCCCAGCACCACCAGGAGUCUCUGCCAGUGAUUUGGAUGCCAGUGUGCGCUUUGAAUUUCCAUUCCCCAGCUCGGAAGAGCCCCAGAAAGACAAGACCAGCACUGUGAAAGACACCAACUGUCCAGAGUACAAGGCGAAGUUUAAGCUGAACAUUAACCGAGGUCACAGGGGCUUCAAGAGGGUGGUCCAGUCUAAGGGCAUCAAGUUCGAGGUCGUCCAUAAAGGAGGGCUGUUAAGGUCGGAUAAGGUGGUGGGGACUGCACAGCUUAAACUGGAAUCUCUGGAAUCCCAGUGUGAGAUCAGAGAGAUGAUAGAGGUGCUGGAUGGGCGGAAGCCCACGGGCGGGCGUUUGGAGGUGCGUGUGAAGAUUCGGGAGCCGCUGGGGGGGCCGCAGCUCCACACGGUCACAGAGCGCUGGCUGGUGCUGGACCCCCUCCCAGAGCCCCCCCCGAGGGAGAGGGAGAGGGAGAGCGCCCCGAGGAGAGGGGACCAGGGGCCCCCCCACAAGAAAGAGGUUUCCUUUCCGAAAUCGUCAGAACGACCGCAGAACGACCACGGGAAGAACUCCAGCCGCUCCCCGCCCCAGUACAAACUCCACAGCUUCAAACUGCUCGGCUACGACAAGGAGAGGCUGGAGAGGAAGAUAACAGAGUACAAGAGGAGCAGGAGGGAGGUUCCUCCAGACCUGCUGCAGCAGCACAGAGAACUGAGUCACCGCCUGCACUGGCAGAGUGCACAGCUGGAGAAGGCCUCUCCCAGCCUGCUGUCAGAGUAUGAGAGGGUGCUGCAUCGGCUUGCUCAGGGCCUGGGUGAGGGGGUGAAGAAGUACUCCAGCCAGGGAAACAGAGAGGCCGCGAAGGACGCACUGGGGAGGAUGAGGAUGGUGGAGAGCGAGAUGGAGAACCUGAGGAGGAGACGCACCGUCUGAGCUGAGAGAGGAGGAGGAGGAGGAGGAAGAAGAGAGGGGAGCUGAGGCAUGGGCUGGCGUGGUGUUCAACACACACACACACACACACUCACGCACGCACACACACACACACACACACACACACC